AGAGUGCCUGGCGCCCAAGCGCAAUCUCUCAGUGAUGCUAUUCAGGAGGGGGGCUAUAUUUACCGUGCCCUCUGACUGCUGGUCCCGCGUGUCGGAUUUCAGCAGCAUGCCCCAUGGCGGCUCUAUCAGCACCUGCUGCUAAGUAUAGCGCUCUCUCUGACUGGACAGCACCAGCGAUCCAGCGGGGCUCCGUCUCCAGACCGCAGCGGGAAAAAAUACCGGUCAGACUCGUCCCAUCCUUAACGCCGGUAGUUUAAGGGUGGGUGGGCCUGCUUUUAUUUUUUUUAUUUCCCCUUUUCAAAGCGGUGACCUGAGUUUGGACUGUACCGGUACAGUGCUGCGGUUCUGGAUGGACUUUGGGUCCUUGCUGAACUCAUCUAUACGACUGGGUCACGGCACCUCUGACGGUCUGUCUCCCGGGGAGUGUGUUCACCUGAAGGUACAGUACAGAAAAACCUCUCUGCCAAAUUGCAGCAACAGUUUCCCCACCACUUGGAUGUAAGACAGAGCCCCUCGGCCUUGGAGCCUGGUUUGGGUGGAGAUGGAGAGUUGGCCAGCGGAGGAGGACCACUUCCAUUUCCAUCCCAGCAUGCCCCAAGACUUUGGUGUACGCAACAAUGAUGGCCCGAACCAUGUGGAAAUCUUCGACAUCAUCAACAUCCACAGCCAUCACCGAGCUAUCUCUGAGACGACUUGUCUGUGCGACAUAUUUGGAGAUGACUGCGAGUCGCCAACUCCGUCCUGCAGCCCAGCCUCAGAUUUCCUAACUAUGAAGGAGGUAGAUGAUUUUACACUAGCAGAUGACUCCAAUAAUGAAUCAUCAGGCUCUUACCACACAGCCAUAUGUUCUGAGCAGUUGAGCGAUUCUAGUGAGACCUUUGAAGAUUCUACAGAGACUCAUGCCCCAGCAUCCUCAGACACUGUGCUGUUAUCUAGUCCAGAAAGUAUAGAUUCUUGCUCUCUCACGCCUACUAGUUUUGAAUCCAGCAAUGUUCAAUCUACAGGCACUUCACCCACAUUAGAACACACUGAUUUGCCCCUUCAGUCCAAGGGUGCCACUGACCGAAUCAGCCCCUCAAUUCACCCAGGAAAUACUGAUAUAUACAAUUCCAGGAAUUUUGGCCUCCCACCUGAAAGGAAGAACACCACAGUUAUACUUGAAAAAAGGGAAUCUAAUCACUCACCUAAUCCAAGAUGUCCUAUCCCCUCAGCCAGACCCCAGACUAUAGCCCCAACACUAACACACAGGAAUACAUCCUCAUCAUUUACACCCCAGAUUACAUCCCCGUCAUGUACACUCAGGAAUAUAUCUCCAUCACUGACACCCCAGAUUAAAACCCCAAUACCUACACCCAGAAAUAUAUCCCCAUCACUGAGACUCCAGAUCACAUCUCCAAUACCUACACCAAGGAAUACAUCCCCAUCACUGAGAACCCAGACCACAUCCCCAAUCCCUACACCAAGGAAUACAUCCCCAUCACUGAGACUCCAGAUCACAUCUCCAAUACCUACACCUCGGACUACAUCCACAUCACUGAGAACCCAGACCACAUCCACAAUCCCUGCACCCAGGAAUACAUCUCCAUCACUGAGACCCCAGACCACAUCCCCAAUCCCUACACCAAGGAAUACAUCCCCAUCACUGAGACUCCAGAUCACAUCUCCAAUACCUACACCUCGGACUACAUCCCCAUCACUGAGAACCCAGACCACAUCCCCAAUCCCUGCACCCAGGAAUACAUCCCCAUCACUGAGAACCCAGACCACAUCCCCAAUCCCUGCACCCAGGAAUACAUCUCCAUCACUGAGACCCCAGACCACAUCCCCAAUCCCUGCACACAGGAAUACAUCCCCAUUAGUAAGACCCCAGAUCACAUCCCCAUCAUCUACAUCCACAAACACAUCCCCAACACCUACACCCACAAAGACAUCCACAUCACUCACACACACAAACACACCUACAUCACCCAAAUGUCAGACCACUGCCCCAAUACCUACCUCCAGGAAUAGAUCUCCAUCACUGACACACCAGAUUACAUCACCAUCACUUAUACCGACAGACACAUCCCCAUCAUCUACACCCACAGACAUAUCCAUAUUACCAAAACUUCAAACAAUAUGCUCAAUACCUACACCAAGAAAUAUGUCCCCAUCACUGACAUCCCAGAUUACGUCCCCAUCACUUACACCCACAAACACAUUUCUAUCACCUACACCCACAAACAUAUCCGUAUCACCCAAACUUCAGACCACAUCCCCAAUACCUACACCAAGAAAUACAUCCCCAUCACUGACACCCCAUAUUACAUCCCCAUCACCUACAGCUACAGACACAUCUCUGUCACAUACAGACACAUCCACAUCACGCAAACGUCAUACAUCUCCAAUACCUACACCAAGAAAUAUGUCCCCAUCAUUGGCACCCCAGAUUACAUCCCCAUCACCUAUACCCACAAACACAUCUACAUCACCCAAACUUCAGACCACAUCUCCAAUACCUACACCAAGAAAUAUGUCCCCAUCAUUGGCACCCCAGAUUACAUCCCCAUCACCUAUACCCACAAACACAUCUACAUCACCCAAACUUCAGACCACAUCUCCAAUACCUACACCAAGAAAUAUGUCCCCAUCAUUGGCACCCCAGAUUACAUCCCCAUCACCUAUACCCACAAACACAUCUACAUCACCCAAACUUCAGACCACAUCUCAAAUACCUACACCAAGAAAUAUGUCCCCAUCACUGACACCCCAGAUUACAUCUCCAUCACCUAUACCCACAAACACUUCCCCAGCACUGAUAUCCCAGAUUACAUCCCAAUCACCUAGACCUACAAACACAUCCCCAGCACCGAGACCCCAGAUUACAUCCCAAUCACCUACACCCACAAACACCAUCCCAUCAUCUACACCCACAAACACAUCCACAUCACCCAAACUUCAAACCAUGUCCUCAGUACCUAUAACUAGACAUACAUCCCCAUCACUGACACCCCAGAUUACAUCCCCAUCACCUACAGCUACAGACACACCCCUGUCACUUACAGACACAUCCAUAUCACGCAAACGUCAUACAUCUCCAAUACCUACACCAAGAAAUAUGUCCCCAUCAUUGGCACCCCAGAUUACAUCUCCAUCACCUAUAGCCACAAACACUUCCCCAGCACUGAUAUCCCAGAUUACAUCCCAAUCACUUACACCCACAAACACAUCUAUAUCACCCAAGCUUCAGACCACAUCCUCAGUACCUACACCCAGGAAUACAUCCCCAUCACUGACACCCCAGAUUACGUCCCCAUCACCCAAACUCCAGACUAUAUCCCCAUCACUGUCACCCAAGACUAUAUCCCCAUUCUCCAAACUCCAAAGUGCAUUCCCAUCACCUGGACCCAAGAAUGCAUCACCCUCACUAAAGUCUCAAUCUGCUUCUCAAUCACUCACAUCUGGGAUUACAUUAACCUCAGCAAAACCCCAGACAACACCCCCUUCAGCUACACCCAGUACAGUAACACCUUCACUGAAAUCCCAGGCUACUUGUCCAUCAUCCAAUUUUGGGAAAACAUCAGCCUCACCCAAACCCAAUACUACAGCUCUCCCGCCCAAGUCUGAUCCUAACACUUCAGGUCUCUCAGUAGAAUCAGGGGAUGACAUUAACGGAACCAACCUAUGGCCUGAACCCAAAAAGACUAAUAUCUUGUCCAAACCCAGAAGCCCGUCAUUGUCGCCCAAGACCUACUGUACAGACUUCUCGCCUGAAUGCAAAUUUAUAGACUCAGCCCAGGAAGACACUCCCUUGUUUAAACAAAACAAAUCUAAUAAUUCAUUUUCCCCUGAACUUUCAGGAUUGAACUUACAUCAACCUUGCAAUACAGACAGAGAUUCACCAGCUGUAGGCCUGGAAAAUAACACCAAACAAAAGAGCUUCUGCUCCCCUGAGUCACAUUCCACUUUGGACACAGUCCUCAACAAAGCAUCUGCAAACAGAGAGAGCAGGCUGAAGGGUGAAAAGAGCCACAGCGGCCCUCCUACCUUCAGAGCAGCUGUGAACCCAAAACCGUCAUCCAGUGGAAGUCCCUGCAAUGCAGAGCACAACAACUACCCCUGCAGAGACAGGGGGGGUGAGGUGGGAGAGGGCAACAUGGCUAAGAAUCAGUGGGGCAAGGAGGGGGAGGGUAAGUGGGGAGAGAACUGUUACAGAGAGGAACAGGUUGAGCUGUCAUUCAUUGCCAAGAAUAGAAAAGUCCCUGUAAGCCACAGCCCCCCCGCUACAUACAGACAGCCACAGACGAGAAUGCCAGCUCGCUGUUAUUCAGAGUGUCUCCUCGCAACCCGGCAGCAGCAGCACCAGAACUCUUUCGGACCUCAGCGUUCACAGCACGAUCACCCCAGUGGCCCUAGGAAACCUCAAGUACUGCCAAAGACCGCCGACAGCAGUACCAUCAACUCUACCCCAGACUGUGCCAGCGGCAGCUCCAGUAUGGGUAGUGAGUUGGAUGAGACGGACAACGAGGUGAAGUGGUUCACAGACUUAACCUUCAAGAGCCUGUCCAGCCCUCAGGUGGACUAUCUGGAUGUGUACAACUCCAGUCACAGGUCCUCCACCAACAUGUCACAGCCAUCAACUGAAGACAGCACUGGUGCAAAUGCCUGGUCCGCCUACGCAGAUCUACGUGGUUCCGUGCGUUACGAGAACGACGAGCCGUUACGCCAGCCACCCACGGCUAUCCCUUCAGACAGCCUCAAUAGAGCGAAACGCUUUGAGAUGGGCAGCUUCGAAUGUGUGGAUGUGGCCCUGGAUAGUGGGGGCGAGACUUGCAGGGGCAAAAGGACCGUUCCGAAGAGGCAGAUCCAACUCAAGAAGCGUGACACAUGUGAACUUCCUGCCCAAGAGAACAGCGGGGAUCCAGCUGAGGCCUCAUCCACGCACAAAAGACACUCUAAAGAUGUCUUUCUGCGCCAACAUAGUACGCCAGCUGCCGUCGAGGAGGAGUCUUACAAGAGCAAUUCAGACUUGGGAAACAGGAAGCAGAAGCUGCAGAAGUCUGUCUCCUUGGACGAGACAUCGGGCAAGACCAAGAUGGCUACCUGUUUCAUCAAGAAUGUUCUCUCUAAGAAGAUGCAGCAGGAACACAAAGACACAAGCCAGCAGGUACCAUUCCAGAAUAGAGUCAUCAGCCCAUCUGAACCUAUAAACGAAACUGCUGACACCUCCCAAUCUUCUAUUAAACAGACUACCAAAACAGAGGUGUCUAGCCUGAGCUUGGAACUGCCCUCUGAAUGCAGCCUAUCCUCAGAAGACCUACCAGGCAACCUUAACAAACAACCCGAAACCUACAACUCCAACCCCCAGCAGAGGCCAUCCUGUAGAUUCGAUCUUAAUGCACUUCAGGGCAGCACCGUCAGAUCUGAUUUUCAUAGUAAUGAUACGGGGAGAACGGGGAAAAGGUCUGAGCUACUGAUCCCUUUUGAGAAUAAGAAAAACGAGAAACUGAUUUCCAGGGAGAACAUAAAGCAGCUGACGGAUGACAACCUGAGGGAGAAAAACUCCAGUGACUCAGCAAGUGCCAUCAGCGGCAACACAAGCGAGGCUGCCACCCGACCCCCAAGCACGCAGAGCGGAAUGACAAACAGAAUCAAGGAAUGCCACGCCAAGCCAGAUAACCACAAACAGCAGAGUGCCAGGAACAUCUUCAUGUCUAAAACACCAGAAAUAACCCUAAAAUCAAGCAUUGCUGGUGAACAGAAGAAGACUUCCAUCAAGGUUCCACCUUUGUCUCCUGGACCAGGAAUAAUGCCAAGCAGGAGUCCUGACAUUCAUUCAGCAAAAGGAGAAGAAAAACAAGAAGGAAAGAUUGAAAACCCGACUGUGAACGAAACAGGCAGCAGUAUUGAUGUAGAUCCAGGAACUAACAAAACUAAAGGUCCCAUGCACAGAGUAAAAGAUGUGAGAAAGAUGGUAAAAAACACAUACAGCUUAUCGUUUAAGGCAACUGCUGUAACUGCAGAAGACAGCAUUCCCACAGCACAGGAGGAAAAACUGACUGCACCUCCUUCUCCUAUGCAGAUUGAAUUCAAGGCUAUCAGCAGGAAGGAGGAGAAGGCACCAGUUAGUGCUUCUGUGGAGGCGCAAAAAGACGACAAGGCACAACGAGAGCCAUCCUCUCAGACUAUUCAGGAAAAAGUCAGAGAGACAGCCUCGAUUCACGUUACACCCAGGAACGUUUCGAUUGAGGACAUGGCUACCUCAGAGUUACAUGAGGAGACACCUGAUGCGGAGUCUAAUAAAGUUAACCGCCUUGGUGUAUCAGAAUCAAACAAGCCAGCAGAGAAGCAACAGAAGGAAAGUGAGCGAGCCCCUAAGCUGAGCAGCCCAGCUAAGCUGCCCUGCAAGGACAGAGAGAUAUCUACCCUCAUUCUACUACAGGAUGGGCAAACGAAUGACAGCAAUGACCCAACAGCCCCACCUCCCCUAAGUCUAACCACCACCAGCAGCAGCCGCUCCGUCUCCAUGCUACUGAAAGAGAACUGCUUUCAAGCUGACAUCGGGCUUUGUGAUGCUCCAAACGGAAGCCAAUUGUCCACACCGAAGCAUGUCAACAGGCUGGAGGUCCCGUUACAAAGCCGCCCAGUGGAAGAUCUUGGCCCAGGGGCGAAGAAAGAGACAAUUUUGGAUCCCACACCAACACGCACUAAUAUCUCUCCAAAACUAGUCCCACCACUGGAGACUAAAGGUGAACCCCACCAUAAAGAAGCUCUUACACCUGGAAAGACAGACAUGGGGAAGAUCAGCCGCAAAUCCCCACUGAGAGAAACACAAGCAGUAACAUCCUUAUCAUCAAUGUCUAGCUACACUCAGCGACAGUCAGUGACAGAAGAAACCCACACCAGCAGCUACACCCAGGAGUCGACGGUGGUCGCGACAUCCAGUAACACUAGUCAACCUGUAGUAACAGUGACAACCAGCUUUAAACAAAGUCCAGCACCUCCCAGCAGCCCACAGCAAUCAAAUAUCGCAAGUACACAGGAGCAGGUUAUGUCAGUGGCAUCCAGCAUAUCAAGAACGAUGGCAGCACCCACUACAACACAAGCGCCAAGUUACAUCAAGGAACCGGGAUCAAGGGCACCAAUGCGACAUCAGCCAUAUGUUGACAAAUAUCGCUUUUAUACCUCAGAUGACCCCCCAAGCUAUGACGAGAGGGAGAGCUUCAGCCCCCUGCAUUUAACGGACCUGCCUCCCAGAAGGUUCCACCGUUACCAUCCCACCUGCCAAGUUCCUCCAUGUUCCUGCGCUCAAGAGAGUCUCUUGACCUCUGGGCAGCCCAGCCUUCAACCCCCCAACAUAGCUCCUCCUGCAGCACCACUACUACGCCCCCAGGAUGCGUGCUACCCUCAAGCUGUCCCCCCAGCCAACCAAGAUGAGCCCAGGUCUGAUGUCCAGCCGGUAAACCUCCAGCCAGCAUCACCACAAGUCACCCAGCCCAGGACUUUGCAGGCUCCAGCCCCAUUCCAGCCUCUUCAGCACCCGCCCGCAGUACCUGCUUAUCCUGGACCACUGAUGCAGCCGCGUCCCGAGGACAUCAGGCAGCCAGGACAGAGGACGGACAGGCAAGUGCUUCACCCCCGCCCACCCCAACAGCCGACACAGCUGGUCGCAGGGAGUCCCUACGGCAGCCACACCCACUCGCCCACCUCACUGGAAUCGAGACCCCCUUACUUGUGCAGCCCGCAGAGCUUCACAGCUUCGUUCAGCCCAGAGUACAGCAGCGAGGGCCCUGGGGACAGUGGAGUACUUUACCCUGAGAGUGGUGGUAGCCUCUUUGGACAGAGUCCCCGGCGUGUUCUGCUGGACCCCGAGACUGGAAAGUACUUCUACGUUGAGGUGCCAGUGCAGCCGCUACGCAAGAUGCUCUUCGACCCCGAGACCGGCCAAUACGUAGAGGUGCUAAUCCCGCAGUCGGGUCUGUACCCACCCUCCGCUGUCCCCUACCCCUCUCUGCACAGCCCUAGCAUGUAUCCUCCACAGUACAUGCCUUACUCAGUUUCACCUCACCCCCCCACCCAACCACCGCGGCACCCAGAGGUCCCAGCACCCCCAGCUCUCCACCAGACCAACAGAAGUUUUGGGAGCCCAGGUAACCAGGGCUCAAAGCGUGAGUCCCAGAACCACCCACCUCUGGAUCAGAGCUACCUAGAGAGCAUGUACUAUGUUCCUACAGGGAUGACUUCAAGUCCGAAUCCCACUCCUCCGGACUUUUACCACAAACUUCCCCCUCGCCCAAGUUCUGAGGGUAAAAGGUCCUAAAAUUGACAUUGUGGUGUGUAAAACACAAAAUACGCGUGGAACAUUAAACUUGCAGCAACAGUAUCCACAGCUUACACUGCGGUAAGUAUUUUACCGCUGUUCUCCCAUAGUUCCAUUGUGUUCCAUUUGUGUUACAUGUAUAAUGGUACUAAGAUAAAAUUCAGUCACAUGACUUACCGUAACUAAAAGAAUGAACUGCAAAUUGUUCAAAUGCAAUGCAGAAACAGUGGUUCUAUCAACUUUACAGCUCUUUGGGGUUCUGUUACGUUUCCUUUAAAAGUGUCCUUGAUUGAAAUGGUCAGUAGCAGAAAACCAGUAGGACUACAGGGAUGAAUUUCUGUGCUCUGCUUAAACUCAUGGAUCCUCAAAAGCUGCACUCUAUACUGGGAACUCAAGUUUUUGUAUGUUAAGAUAAUAGUCUGUCUGUGUAGUUUGAAUCAAAUGUCUUGCUUAAAAUACAGAAACUUCCUGCAUUAUCCUUUAGCUGUUUUUAUUUUCUAUGGCGGUCAGGCUGUGAUACAAGCCGCAGUCCGAGGCAGUCAGAAGGGCGUUAGAGAUGGUAUAAUGCCUUUGGGCUCUAACAAAGACCCUAGAAUCCAGGUUUGAUGAUAAUCCUCGUCUCUGAGGAACGGAAGAGCACAAAUUCAUUAAUCUCUCUAUUCUGCACCAUUGAUUGUGAUGUGUGAACUGAGUCCCUGCUGGCAAUUUGGUUAUAAAACAGUUACAGUUAUAACACAGUCAUUAUUUAAUUUUAUAACAUGGCCUCAUCCCAUUACUGACCCCUAGCAGGGACGAAGGAGAGCUGGGGGUGGGGGGGGGCACUCUCCGUUCUGUGCUUCUGGGUUCAGAAGCUGUGUCCGUGUGGUGUGUAACGUGAGAUCCUGCAGGUGUACCGCUAGCUGAAGGACUGCGGUACACCGAGACUUUCUCUGUCGAUGCCAUUACUCUGACAAAGUGGUACCACCUUCCGUCUCCUCUCAGCUUUCGAUGUUUGUCUGAUCUCUGGGCGUGAAUAAUGACUGUUGUGCACUACAGGCAAAAAGUUUUAUAAAAAAAAAGAGCAGAAAUCAGACUGCAAAUGGUGUAGAACAAUGCAAAAGUGACCACUGUUAAAUUUUGUACACAAUAAAGAUAUUUGUCUUUACGUAGA
Paramormyrops kingsleyae is the source of this 9449-nucleotide messenger RNA. NCBI's taxonomy places the organism in Eukaryota, Metazoa, Chordata, Actinopteri, Osteoglossiformes, Mormyridae. The record is from RefSeq and is a predicted model, not a curated record.